This is a messenger RNA of Naegleria gruberi, 309 nucleotides long. RefSeq lists its product as uncharacterized. The annotation marks the transcript as partial. The transcript has a single exon. The record is from RefSeq and is a predicted model, not a curated record. NCBI's taxonomy places the organism in Eukaryota, Heterolobosea, Eutetramitea, Acrasida, Naegleriidae.
GAGAGUACAAAAAGAACAUUGGAGGAAACUUGCAAAGAACUUGAAGCAACAAACAACACACUUCUUAGUACUAGUGAAGAGCUAACUACAACAAAGACUGACCUCGAAAACACAAGGCAAACCCUAGUUGAGACAUGCUCUAACUUGGAAAACACUAAAGCAAAACUUCAAGAUACUGAAAUUACACUCACCGAAACAAUCAAUGUUCUUAAUUCAACAAAGCAAGAGUUAGAUAGUACAAACGAAGAACUCUCAAAUACCAAGAAUUCUUUGAAAGCCACUGAGCUUGAAUUGAGUGAUACAAAGGAA